UCAGCUAUGGUAGAACAAGCGAAGAAGCUGGCCGCCACUCGGGCCAUUGAUGAAUACGUUCAGGACAAGUCUGUCGUUGGAAUUGGCAGUGGAUCGACCAUUGUCUAUGCAGUCGAGCGUCUGUCGGAAAGGGUGAAGAAAGAGGGCCUCAAGCUGGUCUGCGUUCCGACCUCUUUUCAGGCAAAACAACUUAUUCGACAGCACGGUUUAGUUUUAAGCGACCUGGAAGAAAAUGCCUCUCUUGACAUUGCUUUUGAUGGGGCAGAUGAGGUGGACACUAACUUGACCUUGAUCAAAGGUGGUGGUGGUUGCUUAACACAGGAAAAGAUUGUCGCAUCUGCUGCCAAAACGCUCAUCAUCGUGGCGGACUACACCAAGAGAGCUAGCUUUCUCGGUGAACAGUGGCAGAAAGGCAUUCCUAUUGAGGUAAUUCCUAUGAGCUAUAAACUGGUCCAAAAGACGAUUGAGUCUCGACUCGGUGGAUCUGCUGAGCUUCGAAUGGCCAAAGCCAAAGCAGGGCCGCUGGUGACGGACAACUCCAAUUUUAUUCUUGACUGGAAGUUUGCUCCCAGUGUCUCAAAUGACUGGAAAGAGAUUAACACAACGAUCAAGCUAAUUCCAGGCGUUGUAGAAACGGGUCUGUUCAUUGGAAUGACUUCCAAAGUUUACUUUGGAAAUCAAGACGGCACAGUUUCUACUUUGUGA
Molecule: messenger RNA, 705 nt
Organism: Rhagoletis zephyria (snowberry fruit fly)
Lineage: Eukaryota; Metazoa; Arthropoda; Insecta; Diptera; Tephritidae
Source: RefSeq, a predicted model, not a curated record